AUGGCUGAAGCAGACGCACAGGCCGGAGAGCCGUCGAACUUUUGCGACGAUGUAGAUUUGAAUAGCGAUGACAGCACUGUCAUGCGCAAGAGCUACAGCGGUCAACGGCCUAUUGGAGUACACCAUGAUUCUUCUUUAAGGACGAGUGAGUUGGCUUCCCCUCCAAUCGUCCGGUCGCGCGAUGUAGAUGCCGACAUGUUUGGCUGUCAG
Molecule: messenger RNA, 210 nt
Organism: Sphaeroforma arctica JP610
Lineage: Eukaryota; Ichthyosporea; Ichthyophonida
Exons: 1
Source: RefSeq, a predicted model, not a curated record